AUGGUCGCCACGGAAAUCCCCAAGCACUACACUGCGUCGCCAUCUUCGCACAUGGGCACGCCUCAUUUGACAAUCAACAAAGAGGCCACUAUCGACCUCGACUCCACCAACUCUUUCGAGGGUCCUGAGAAGCUGCUGGAAGUAUGGUUUAGUUCCUCUGCCACCGACCUGCCCGGCCAGGCCGGUCCGCUUGGCCUCAAGAAGGUGUCUGCUGAGAUCUGGAAGGAGAUGCUUGACCUGGUCAACUGCAAGGUCCUGUCUGUCAUUGAGUCUGAGCACGUCGAUGCCUACUUGCUCUCCGAGUCGAGCAUGUUCGUCUUCCCGCACAAGGUCGUGCUGAAGACGUGCGGUACCACUACCCUUCUCUGGGGCCUCACCCGUCUCCUUGAGAUUGCCGCAGUCAAUGCCGGCUUCCCCUACGUCACGCCCCAGCCUGGUUCUGGGUUCGCCGCUGCUGCCACGCCAUACCGCGUCUUCUACAGCAGGAAGAACUUCCUUCACCCAGAGAUGCAGCAAGGUCCUCACCGUAGCUGGCGUGACGAAGUCCGCUUCUUGGACCAGCGUUUCGAGGGCGGCAGCGCUUACAUGAUUGGCAAGAUGAAUGGUGAACACUGGUACCUCUACAUCACGGGUCCUGAUACCAGUCUGACCCCUCCCCCCAGCCCCGGUUCCGAGGAGGUCGAUCGUCGUGAGACCAAGACCAAGUUCAUGAGCGUCCCUGAGCGCAUGCUACCCGAGAUGAACACCGACGAAGAAGAAGACGAGACUCUGGAGAUACUCAUGACUGACCUCGAUGUGAAGAACGCCCGUCAGUUCUACCUCGAGGACGCGAGUGCGGUCGCGGAAGGUCGCUAUGUCCAGAGGGCCCGUGAGGCUCGCAAGAACGCUAUCCAAUCCCUUGGCUCCAUCCCUGAGGGCGAGUGCGAGAGCCUUGGUGGUUCUACGGUCCUCAACUCUACUGCCACCACCCACAUCUCCGACGAGAGCUUCGAUGUCUUCGAACAGACUUCCUCCGAUCACUCGGGCUUCAAUUCUGACGAGGAGCUCACCUUCCCUGAGGAGUUGACUACCGAGGGUCACACCUUGGGUACUGUCGUCUCUGAGCACUGUGGCCUGGCCGAUGUCUACCCCACUUCGAAGUACCCGGACGCUCGCAUUGACGCCUACCUCUUCACUCCCUGCGGCUUCUCUGCCAAUGGCGUUGUGCCCGCUCCAGGCGGCGCGCCAAACGGAUCCAAGAAGGGUUCUGAUGCCACGCACUACUUCACUGUACACGUCACCCCGGAGCCUCAGUGCUCUUAUGCCUCAUUCGAGACCAACGUCCCUGCUCGCCAGAGCGGUCGCGAGACUGCUGACGUCAUUGAGCACGUGGUUGGCAUCUUCAAGCCUGGCCGCUUCAGCAUCACUUUGUUCGAGGCCAAGCCUUCGCCUGACGAGCUGCCCGGCAAGAACCUCGAGAAGAGCAAGCGUGUGGAGGUGAUCCCUGGCUACCGCCGUGUCGACCGCAUUGUGCACGAUCUCGAAGGCUACGACCUUGUGUUCAGGUACUACGAAAGGGAUGACUGGAAGGGAGGAAAGCCUAGGUUGGGCGAGAUCUUUUAG
This is a messenger RNA of Ascochyta rabiei, 1602 nucleotides long. Its product is annotated as Adenosylmethionine decarboxylase. Gene Ontology annotation, biological process: spermine biosynthetic process; spermidine biosynthetic process. Gene Ontology annotation, cellular component: cytosol. Gene Ontology annotation, molecular function: adenosylmethionine decarboxylase activity. The record is from RefSeq and is a predicted model, not a curated record. Bases 1 to 1602 code for a protein of 533 amino acids. Lineage: Eukaryota; Fungi; Ascomycota; Dothideomycetes; Pleosporales; Didymellaceae. The transcript has a single exon.